This is a messenger RNA of Pyricularia grisea, 1827 nucleotides long. RefSeq lists its product as uncharacterized. The transcript has 4 exons. NCBI's taxonomy places the organism in Eukaryota, Fungi, Ascomycota, Sordariomycetes, Magnaporthales, Pyriculariaceae. The coding region runs from base 1 to 1827 and encodes 608 amino acids. The record is from RefSeq and is a predicted model, not a curated record.
AUGCCUGAACUCUGCUCAAACCGGCCAGAAGGCAUUAACAUAGUCUCGGAUAUUUCGAGUCCCCUGCCGACGCAAUGCUUCUUCGACACCAUCCUGAUGCCACUCCCGACAUGGUUGCUCAUAACGGCACUGGUGCUUCUGGCCAUCAUCUUCCCCGCAACCAAACAGAUCGGCCGCCGGAGAGUCGGCAACCCAAGGCAGUGGUUGCGGCGCGCAACAGCAGGCGCCUACUACUUCUUCGCCAUCGCGGCCGUGGGCAUGCAGCUGCUCGAGAUGGGCCGGCUGGCGGCCGCCGAUCUUGGCGUCGCCCUGCUGCCCUUUGCCACGGUGGGCACGCUCCUGGUCGUCGUGGGCCGCGUCCUGAGCGACCGGAUGCUACCUCUGCAGCGAAGCGCCUUCACGGCUACUUCGGUGCUGUUCUGGAGCCUGGGGACGUGCAUGGCAGGCGUUAAGAUGGUGGCGCUGAUGCGGUUCAUGGGAGAUUCCGAGGACGGUCGGGUCAAUCCCCUGGCUCGGCAGUCGUCGGCCUACCCGGUCGAUGACCAGAUCAGCGACAAUGCAGUUCUCGGUAUCCUCUACGCCUUGCUGACGGUGCUGGAGCCCGCCAUGUACUUUGUGCUGCUCCCCGUCGUUGGGAGGGGUGGUCAGGCCGGGAAAGAACACUCGUUUGUCAGGACACCUAGCACACCGUCUUCCGCAUGUUCGUCUGCACAGCCUCGGCCUAGCAUCAACAUCACCUGCUUGCUCCCACAAUCUCAUGGCAGCCAAGAGCAGCAGAAGCCAUCAAAGCGGUCAUGUUUGAAGCCAGUAUGCUAUGACAGAGGCUUGGUCCAGUCGAAUGAUGCUCGAAAAGCUGUCGAAGCCUUCAGCAUAGCUCCACUCACUGAGUCUUCGACAGCUAUUUGCCAUGGCGCGAUGCUACAAAACCUCACAUACCCGUCCAAGCCCACACCCUUUGACAUUACGCAUAACCUUCAAGUCCAUGACAAACGUGAUUUGCAGUCAUCGAGUCCCAUUGUCAACCCAGACGUAGCGUCUGGCACCAUGAAAGGCGAGUUAAUACACAGUUACGGUGAUGAAGUCACGGACAGGGCUACCCAGGGUCACCAUAGUCACAGCGCUGCCGUUCCUCAAUCGUCGGCUUCAUCACGUCAUGUUGGCAAGCCGAGCGGCCCUGAUCGAACUUCUCUAGAAGCAGCAGUCAAAAUAGUAGGUAGUAACGAGGCUCUGCCACCUGUGUGUGUGGAAAACGUCGAUAUGGAGAACGAAACCUACCAUGAAAAGACAGCCGCAGUAGGUGUAAAGAGGGAUGGGCUCGAUGUCUCUCAUGGGGCCCCCCAAGACAACAGUGUACUGCCCUCCGACUUUGACCUGGACUCGGACAUGGAGGAUGAUAUGAGCAAGCUCGUAGACGGAGAUUCGGACACGAAACCGCACCAGACACCUCCUCUCAGCGUGCUUGAAGGCAUGGACAAACAGUCGCGCGAUGCUGACGAGUAUGACCCAAGGCUUCGGAGAUCACCACAGGCCAGCCGAGAUGGAGGCCCGAAUAGCAAGCACGGUCGAGGCGACUCCAGCGGACAGGAUUGUGACAUGCUAGAUUACGAAGUUGACUGGGAUGAAGUCAUGGCGUCGAUGAAGUCGGAUGCAUGCAAGAUUCUCGAGCAUGGCCUUCCCCAGCCUGUCCUGCAGUAUCCAUCUAUACACGAACCUAUCGUUACUUCCACCGGCCUGGCCAGGACGAAUAACAAUAGGGCUAUCACAAUUUCUCAGCCUUCAACUUGCAUUAGAGACUCGACAAUUCUUAGCGAAUCGGAGAGCUUCUAA